ACAGUGCUCGACGCGUCGCGAGAGCACACAGUCGUACUUUAGGUUAUUUAAAAAAAAACAAUUCAUAUUAUGGUACUCUGCUGUAUUUGGUGUUAGUAGAAAUGCAAUAGAAGCUGCAAGGAUGGGGGCCAUUUUGUGGUACAUGUCAUUGGUGAUAUGUUCAGCGAUUGCUGAUGAAGCAGUGGAUCCACAAGGUCUACUCGAAGUUGCAACUGAUUUAUCUCCAGAAGAAUACACCGUGUACGUCGGGCGCUGGACCGAAUGCUCAGUACAUGACCCAGAAAAUAGUAAAACAAUUGAAAGAUACAAUGCCCGCAUAGAAACUGACUCCUUGGUGCACACUCCUCGGCUUGGUCUUCAACGUCGUCAGGUGCAGUGUCGUCAGAAAGAUGGACAGUUCGUUGAGAACAUGUACUGCGGUGCCGGUGUCGCGAAUAUUGGGGCGACUCGAGUGUGUGUGUUGAAGGAGGACUGCUUGCUCGGAGAGUGGUUGCCAUGGCGACCUCGCCAGGACGGAUCCCUGGUCCGCACACGACGACUCAGGAAACUACCGCAAGGUGGUGGCAAAGAAUGUGACGUAGUGGAAGAAGUAAGGCCCGCGAUCAUGGAGGCGAGCGCACAUUGGACGCCGGGCCCCUGGGGCCCCUGUCAAGUUGCCGUCGAACUAUCUACUACGACAUUGCCUCCUAACGAUGAAGACGAUGAUGCGGAUGAUGAUGACGCGAUUUAUGAUGAAGAAGAUGAUGAGUCUGACGAAACGGAGAAGGUAUCAGAGGCUAGCUGCGGUGGAGGGGUGCAGCGUCGAGAGGCCACGUGCGUGCGUGCUGACGGCAGGGCCCUACACCCAGCUCAGUGUGCGCACGCCCCUAUGCCUACACUAGUACAACCCUGUGAGGUGCCUUGCCCCCGAGACUGUCAAGUUGGAGAAUGGGGAGAUUGGGGUGCAUGUCAGCCUACUGAUGGGUGUCCACUAUUUCCCGUACAGCAGCUCACUACGACAGGGUACAGCGUUCGUCGUCGCCGCAUAAUAGCAGCGGCUUCUGGGGGAGGAGCUCCGUGCCCUCCCCUAGAAGAAAAGAGAACUUGCAGUACUCCCCGAUGUGCCUCAUGGAAAGCCCUACCAUGGGGCCCCUGUGUGCUCAACCAAGCACACAGCACGUGCGGCCCUGGCAGACGCAGUCGAGAUCUGCGAUGUGUUGGACACGACGGGAAAGAAGCUCAGCGCGCUUGGUGCAGUGGCAGUGGAGCUCCGGCCCGUACUGAGAGGUGCCGGAUCGCGUGCCCCGGGGACUGUGUUGUGACGUCAUGGGGCCCCUGGUCGUCGUGCUCUGCCUCCUGCCUCGCUCCCGGUCACGCGCGCCCCUCUCGAUCCAGAAAGAGAUUUGUCAUUGCACAUGCUGCUCCAAAUGGCUGGCCGUGUCCCGCUCCGGAAUUAUUAAUUCAAAAUGAAAGCUGCAACACUCACGCCUGCGGGACGUACUCGUGGCUCUCGACGCCGUGGGGCCCCUGUGAGCGGCGUCGACAGGAUUACAUUGCCCCUAAUAACUACACUGAUCUACAGGACAGUGACCCAUACAGUCAGAGUGAUGAUGGUGAACCCUGCAUAGAGGAAGGGGAGAUGAAUAGAGAUGUUAUGUGUGUACAGAAUAAUGCCGAUGUUGUAAGAGAAGCCUUAUGUGCACCUUUGAAGAGGCCAGCGUCACGUCGUGCCUGCACCAUUCGCUGUCGCCGGGGCUGUCGUGUUGAAGCUUGGAUGCCGUGGUCUUCCUGUCCAAAUAGCUGUGAUCCAGGAAAACAGGUGCGUAUUCGUCGCGUACACGGAGGCCCCAACUGCGGUCCUCUGCAAGAAUCACGCCCGUGCCCCGUUCCCCGAACAUGUGGGGCCCGAAGUCCCAGUUGGGUAACCGGUGAAUGGAGUACGUGCCGCUUGCCGCCUUCGCAACGUUGUGGCAUUGGGUAUAGGGUUCGAAUCAUCUGGUGUGGGUCUGAUUCGCACCGUGUUGAAGCCGGCGCUUGUGGGGGUCAGCCAGUGCCGCCAAGUAUAGCGGCGUGUCAGGUUGUGUGUGACGAAGUCCAGGCGAUCACCUGUGAUUCGGUCUGCAGUGAUCCCCUCAAAUAUUUAGAUGCAUCGGACCCUGACAUUCCAUCGUGUGUCUGCAAGAACGUGACUUUGGAGUUGCUACCAACCGACUCUGACUGCAUACUUCCCUCAGGAAUGGAAUGCGGUGAAGGUCGAUCACUGCGCGCUGCACGGUGUAUGUUCCGAGGACAAGAUGUUCCAAUGGACGUUUGUAAGAAGUAUCAUCCAUUAACAGGUGAACAAAGAGUCCGCGAGGCGUCAUCAGACGGUUUCACAUACGACACUGAGUUUGCCUCGUUACUGCGCGGCGCAUGCACAGUCCGCUGCGCACGUGACUGCACGCUGGGGCCCUGGGCUUCGUGGGGCCCCUGCGCUGCCGAAGCCGGCUCUAAAGCCGCAUUUAGAUUCCGGACUAGAGAGGUUAUUGGAGAAGGAUCAGCUGGAGGUCGCGAGUGUGGCGCCACCUUGCAGCGUGCCACGUGUUCGGAGCUGGAGCCCCGCUGGGUGGUGGGAGAGUGGGAUGUUUGCACUCCCGACCACGCACUCUGCGGUCCUUCCUAUAUCAAGAGAAGUGUCCAAUGUGUUGACGGGCAAGGUAAUAAGCUGGAGGACUCUGUAUGCGAGGUGUCGGGCGCCGGGCGAACUCCGGACCGGGUAUCCGGGUGCCACAUGCCGUGCCCCGCCGACUGUGUUCUGAGUGCCUGGUCCGACUGGAGCCCUUGCGAGAUGACAAAAUGGGGAGGACGCCGCGACCGAACCCGAGUAGUACUUCGCCCCGCUGACGAGGGCGGCAUGCGGUGCGCGCCCCUUGUCGCAGCGGAGCCCUGCGAGCCCCUCACCUACUCCUGGCACAUUGCACCCUGGGAUGAUUGUCAACCGCUGGGUGGAUCCCCUUGUGGUGAGGGUAUCAAACGUAGAUCAGUUCGUUGUCUUCGAAGUGAUGGAGCCUUUGUAAAUGAUUCGUUCUGUCCAAAUGCAACGGCAACGGAAGCUCGUGAGUCGUGGUGCUAUGUGCCAUGUGGUGUGGACUGCGAGGUCGGAGAGUGGGGUCCGUGGGACACCAGCGCCUGUUCCUGUGGGGACGCUUCUACCGCAAGUCAUAUGAGACGUAUUAGACAGCACCUCAGCACAGCGGUGUGGCCAGGUCGUAGCUGUCCUCCAACGGAGCAACGCGCGCCUUGUCCCAGAGAACCUUGCUUCCGACUUGUUGCUAGACCAUUGCUGGGUUGCCAUGUGCAGACAUCUUCUGGCGAGGAGGCAGACGGCGCAUGCGGCUGGGGAGUUAAGCUGUCCCAUGCCAGGUGCGAGCUGACCAGCGUCACCGACGAACCCACUUCGGAAGCCUUCCUAGAACCGUGGCGAUGCUUCACUGCGCUGCCCGGGAGGAUUGUCACGCCACCUUUGCACCAUCAGGAGGACGAGAUAUGUGAGGUAGAAUGCGGCUGCAAUGAAUCGGAGCUAGGACAGCCGGGGCCUUGGGGCUCUUGGGGCCCUUGUCGUGCCGGGGCCCGCUCCCGCACUCGCCAACUUCUAGUGCCACCGCGACGCGCCUGUAGAACUUCUUCCAGAUACGUGACGAUCGAAUGGGCUAACUGCAGCGGUGAAGCCGACGAGAUUCCAGACCUCCUGGCGAUAGAACCUCGGGAGGAGAAAACGGGACGAAGCUGGACGGUGCAUCGUCAGCAUGUUUACCACGAUGGAUACUUAGAGGGCAGCGCUCCGUUGCUAACAGCAGUAUGGACAGCCACCAUUAUUCUUACAUUUUAUGGUGCGUUCAUGCUGUAUCGCGGUGUACUGAGGUGUCUUCGAAGCCGCAGACUGAAGACUAUAACCAAAGUCUAAACGCGAGAAAAUAUUUAUUGAUAUUUUCAUUACAACAGCGUUUUCCUGCAACUUGCUGAUCUCAAUUAAUGAUAUUGUUGGCCAAUUCAGUUAAUUGUAAUUGUUUUGUUUGGAAUUUAGUUUACGUUUUUGUUAUUUAAUAAUAUAUUAAAUUGUUCAACCCCUAGAUUUUUCGCAUGUUACAAGUAAGAACAGUUGAGGUCCCAGAAACGUACCUUGAUGUAUCCUCAUACACUUUAAUAAUAUAAGCCCUACCGACGUCACAUGUAACGAGGUAUUAGGCUCUUUAAUAAUAUUUUGUAUUCAUCCCUUUUCAAUAUUAGAAUUCAGUCUGUCCGCAAGAGUGCUUCCAUAUUUUUAAAGUGUAUAAAAAAGCUUUAGACUUUGGGGUUGAUUAAGAACCUCAGCGCACUAGGUUGUACAUCCAAUUUAUAACCAAAUAAAAUCGCGUAACUGUUAAGCAUAGCGAUAAAGUCCAGAUUUGGAACACAAAUUACCGUGGGCUGCCAUGAUAGAUGCGCGAAGACUGAUGACCAGUCCUCUGCUCACAUGGCUCAUAACUCAAAUAGCCUAAUGUCAGUUAACAAAAACAGCCUUUUGUGCUGCUCCUUCUGAUGGCUGCUGCAGCCCGAAAUUCAUGGCCGCCUAGUGCCUAGACUAACUACGAUACAAGGUGUUAUGUUGGCUGCCUAGUACGCAGGGGCACUUAAGCAAAUCUAGCCUAUUUUUCGGGCUUUUUGGAUUGACAAUACUGUUUAGCAGUACCGUUGUAACACAACGUUGAACGAUGGUACAAUAUGCCAUAGAGUUUAAUGUCAUGAGUAUCGUAAUAAAUCAUUUUAACCACAGUAUUUUAGGUAAUUUGGAGACCUAAAAUUGUAUUUUAUAGGAACUUUUUUAGAUCUUAGGUUGCAUUUACAGUAAUUUUAUCAUCUUUACUGCUACUCAAAUGUAUCAGCAGUAAUGACCAAGUAAGUACGUAACACAUCAUAACAACAUAUCAGUCUUGGCCCUCAAGUCAGCUCAUCGACAGCCGAAGUUUUAAUCUAGUCCUGUAAGAAUUUGUAUUGCUUACAAAGUUUUGGAAAGAAAAGCUUUGUCGCACAAAAUAACAUAGUUUUUAAGCCCUUAUUAAUCGUACUAUUUUGAGAUCAUACUCAUAUUAUAACAUUUUGUAGAUUUUGCAUUUAAGCCCAUGUAUUGUGUAUGAGUAUUAAUAUUGUGAAUGUGUUCUUCUUGUGUCUAUUCUAUCCAUUUUCUUUCUCCGUUUAUAGGUUUUUGAUCACUUUUUCCUUCUACCAUCAAAGCUUAUUUUAUUAUUCGUGACUAACUAAAAUUACACCUCCAUCUUGUUCCUUCAUGACAAUAUAGAUUCUAUUCAGAAUUUCUAUUUUAAUGUUAAUGUUAUAUUUGUUUACUAAAUCUAAGGCUUCCUGUGGCCCUGUCAUCUUAACUUCAUUCUCAACUAUAUUUGUGAUUUUAAGCAUGCCAUUAUUAAAUAUUGAUGUGAAACAUAUUAGAUAAUAAUCGUGUUAGACAAUACAAUAUUUGAUAUUUAAAUAAAAUUUGAUUGUGUUUUUGUA
Leptidea sinapis is the source of this 5505-nucleotide messenger RNA. Its product is annotated as thrombospondin type-1 domain-containing protein 7A-like. Gene Ontology annotation, cellular component: extracellular matrix. The record is from RefSeq and is a predicted model, not a curated record. Gene Ontology annotation, biological process: cell adhesion. NCBI's taxonomy places the organism in Eukaryota, Metazoa, Arthropoda, Insecta, Lepidoptera, Pieridae. The transcript has 29 exons. Gene Ontology annotation, molecular function: protein binding. The coding region runs from base 122 to 3922 and encodes 1266 amino acids.